AUGAGCAGACGUGCAGAUGAGCGGUUUGGCCGCCAGAGGGCGCGCUGGGGCCGCAGCGUCUUCCUGUGGGAUGCUGGAGCCCUGACGCCAUCUUCCUGUGAGCUGUUUUUAUUUACGCAAAGUAGCAGGCGGCGAACUGACAGUGCAGAAACCAUGGGGAGGAAGAAGAAAAAGCAAAUGAAGCCUUGGUGCUGGUAUUGUAACAGGGAUUUCGACGAUGAAAAGAUUCUCAUCCAGCACCAGAAGGCCAAGCAUUUCAAGUGUCACAUCUGUCAUAAGAAGCUGUACACCGGGCCCGGGCUGGCCAUCCACUGCAUGCAGGUGCACAAGGAGACCAUUGAUGGCGUUCCAAAUGCGAUACCGGGAAGAACAGAUAUCGAGCUGGAAAUCUACGGCAUGGAGGGCAUUCCAGAGAAAGACAUGGAGGAGAGAAGGCGAGUGCUGGAGCAAAAGAACCAAGAGACGCAAAAGAAAAAGCUGAACCAGGAUGACUCUGAUGAAGACGAUGAGGAUGAGGAGCCCGGUCCCUCCUACUCUCAUCAGCCAGCUGCUGGCCAGCCCCCGACAGGUUACAUCCCCCCUAUGGCGCAGCCCGGUUUGCCCGUCGGUGCGGGCGCUCCGGGCUUACCACCAAGCGGAUACUCAGGAAUCCCCCCCAUGAUGCAAGGUGUUCCGCCCAUGAUGCCAGGCCUGCCCCCUGGAAUGCCAGGAAUGCCGCCGGGGAUGAUACCAAUGGGUGGGAUGAUGCCUCCGAUGAUGCCGGGUGUACCACCAGGCAUUCCCCCUCCAGUGGGCCACCGUCCUGGCAUCACACACAUGCCUCAGGCCUCCCCUGCAACCAGCAUCCUGACCAGACCUGCUGCCACGGCCCCGGCAGCCCACACCGACAUCACAAAACCUCUUUUCCCCAGCACUGGACAGGGUCACCGGGCAGUGUCGGGGCCGCCCCACACCCCUCUGUCCCCCAGCUCUGACCCCUCAAAGCCCACAUUCCCGGCUUACACCCAGGCCGCGGCCGCGGUCAGCAGCCCCACGGCGGGCAGCAGCACGGUCUGCAAACCUCCCUCCACCGUGAGCACUAAGCCCGCCACCCUCACCGCCGCCAGUGCAACCAGUAAGUUGAUCCACCCCGACGAAGACCUGUCACUGGAAGAGCUGAGGGCCCAGCUGCCCAGGUACCAGGUCAGCGUUGCUCUGCAGGGUCAGACCACGGCCUCUGUCCCCUCAGCGGGUCCUGUUGGACUAAUGGCCCCGCAGCAGCUCAGCCUAGGAAGCCCCCUACCCGGUCAGUACGGUGGUCCACCACGGGGGGUGCCAGGCUACAUACCAGGCCGGGUGCCCCCAUUUGGACAGGCCCCUCCUGUGGUCCCUCCGGGGUAUCAGGGAGCCCCACCUCAGCCACCCAUCGGUAUGAGACCCCCCGUCAUGUCUCCCGGAGGCCGCUACUGAAGUCUGUCCUCUCUUCUAUAGGUUUGGACACUUAUCCAUUUUUUAACGCCCUCAGCUGCUAGUAGAAAAACAGCGUUGGUAUUCUAGUAGCCCAGUACACUGACUGUCCCACUGCUGAGCUGAGAGGGCCAGGCAGCAAACAGAAGAGCCACAGAGCGCACGGGAAGUAUUUACACUAUCUGACAAAGACGAUGAGCUGUGUUACCUGGUUCUGAUGCAAUCCAUCUCUGUUCUGUGGCUUCUUUUCCUUCUCAUGUUUCAUUCAGGUGUAUAGAAGUGUAGUAAAUAUGGUUCGUAGUGUUGUGAAGGCGCUGGCGUUACAUGGGCAGUACCCCCCCUUUAUCAAGGCAAGUUUUAUGUGAGAGCUUCUCUGUUCUAUGCUUAGUGGUGAGGCCUUCACAGCACUCUGUGCUGUUGGACUGAUGUCCCCAAACGUGGUUUGGUGAGGGCUUCCAGCUACUGCUUUCUUUCUGUUCUGUGGUAAUUAAGAAGUACUCCCUUAACCCUAAAGCAAAGGAGGUAAUACAUGAAAUGGUACGUGUGCUGUUAUGUAACUGUAUUCUAAUAAACUCUGGGAAAAAUGUAAGACUCUUUUUUUGUGGGAUCCAGCAGGUUUGUAAAUGUUUGAAAAGUUGUUAAAAGUUGUUUUGUUUUCUUUAGCCUAGAGCAGAAAUGUUUUGCCAGUUAGUUCUUCCUCUUACUACGAGCAGUAAAUGAUAAAGCUCUCUGUUGAUGCUCUGUACAUGGCACAGGCUGACAGACAGCUCACACAGUGUGCCCUGUACAGCUGCAUAGUGUCCGAGUGGACGGUGGCUGCAGUGCUAAAACCCAGAUUUCUCUUCUCCCUGUAGCAAUGCCACUGGGGACUGGCUGAGGCCCUGUCUCAGUGUAGGCCUGUUCAGCCCGAGGCAAGUCUCACCGUUUUCUGUCUUCUCAUUCAUUGCCAGGGGCCCUCACAGCUUCUAAGCUGUUGGAUUUCAAUGUCCCCAAACUUGCAGCAAGUUUGGUGAAGGCCCUUGUUUUUUUUCUGUUGCAUUUAGGAAUCAUGUUAACGCAUUUAAUUGGGAAUCUUUCCCGUAGAGAUGCUCUGUCACAUCAUCCAUGUUUUUACAGACGAGAGCACCACAAUCCUGUUCAGACUUCUACUACAUCAUGAAACCAUUAGCAGUCUGACCACAGUCAGUUCAUCCGUUUACCGUGUGAUGGGAAAUUUGAAUGACAAAAGUACUUCUUUUGUUCUUAAAAAAUGGUUUCACUGCUUAAUCCUGUUUUUGUCAUCAGCCGUCAUCGCUCUUAUUAACUACUCACAUGGAGACUGGCAGCCCGUUCCAGGUUAGUUAAAUCUGUAAGUACUGCCACCAUGAUUCAAUUUCCAUCAGCUUUGUUUGGUGUUCUCACACGAGAUCGUAAUAUCUGGGAGUUGAUGUUUCUCCAUUUACUGAAAGAGCUUCAAAAAGAUCAGUUAGAUAACACUGUACAAUGAAGGCAGCCAAUCAUUUAUUAUGAUCUCUGCAUCCUGAAUAGAAGAUUAUGCCAGUGUGCUGGACAUUUUGUGGCUACUUGUUGAGCAUGUCAAAACUUUUGGUUUGAAUAAUCUUCAAAAGAGCCAGAGGUAGGAGUCAAUACAGAAACGGUGAGUACAGACUUUUUUUUUUUAAAAACAGGCGUUUCAACAGCUUCUUAAAAAUGCACUUUUCACUCCUCUACAACUCAAAUCUCCAUUUCUAAUUCCAUUAUACCCACAGGAGACUGACAAUGUGUAAGAUGUCUGGAAAUGGAGACUAUCCAUUAGAAAGAAACCAUUUUGUAAACUGUUCAAAACUUUGCAGUCCAACCAGUCUGACAGCUGUUACUUCAAUGCACAUGUAUGCAUGAAAUAUUCAAAAAAGAAUUAUCAGAUCGUGGAUCAGUGUAAAGUACCCUCCUUUGAACUAUUACAACAUUUUCAGGUUUGAGUCGUUUCAGACGGAAAAACUGCAGAGUUUUAGGAGAAGUUGCACUUAAUCUGGAAGGAAAAAUAAAGGAAACUGUUUUGUUCAUUUUUUCUAAAUAAAAAAAAAAGACUGACU
Menidia menidia (Atlantic silverside) is the source of this 3518-nucleotide messenger RNA. The record is from the annotation of a GenBank genome assembly. Lineage: Eukaryota; Metazoa; Chordata; Actinopteri; Atheriniformes; Atherinopsidae.